This is a messenger RNA of Mycosarcoma maydis (corn smut), 846 nucleotides long. RefSeq lists its product as uncharacterized. Gene Ontology annotation, cellular component: membrane. The transcript has a single exon. NCBI's taxonomy places the organism in Eukaryota, Fungi, Basidiomycota, Ustilaginomycetes, Ustilaginales. The record is from RefSeq and is a predicted model, not a curated record. Gene Ontology annotation, molecular function: oxidoreductase activity. Bases 1 to 846 code for a protein of 281 amino acids.
AUGUCGGCAACAAGCUUGAACACGGCACGCACCGUUCUCGUCACAGGCAGCACCGAUCCUGAAGCGCUUGGUUUCACAGCUGCUCGUCUUCUGGCUCUCGACCACAACUUUUCCGUGAUCCUCAGUGGUAGGCGUAGCCAGGCGGUGGAUGGUGCUGUGAAAUUGCUGACCGAGCAGGUGCAAGCUCGUUCUUGCUCGGCCAGAAUCCAUGGCCUCGUUCUCGACGUCGAUGAUCAGGCUUCCAUCGAUUCGGCCGUGGAGCAUCUUUCCGAUCCGGCUGGUCCGCUGCAGGGUGGCGGCUUGGAUGUGCUUAUCAACAAUGCAGGCGUCGGCGCUCCGCCAGGUCGUGGUGGUAAGCGCACGGACAACAUGUUUCUCCAAACCGAGCUUACCACUUCGGCCGAUAUGAUCCAUGUGCUUACCACCAACGUCGCUGCUCCGGUCGCUGUGACCAAUGCUUUGCUACCUUUUCUCGCCAAAUCCGAUCGCCCUCGAAUCGUCAACGUCUCCUCUGCUCGAGGUUCCAUCGCGUUUGCCAGCGGCUUGGAACCGGCGCGAACCGGCGCGAUGGUCUACAACACGUCCAAGGCUGCCUUGAACAUGGUCACGCUCAUGCAAUCAAAAAACUUGGUCGCUCACACAAAGCCUAAUCUCAAGGUCAAUGCCGCUUCUCCCGGACACGUCAAGACGCCGUUCAACAACUUCACAGGCUUGAGGACACUGCAAGAGGGUGCAGCUGUUUACGUGCAUUUGGCCACGCUUCCCGAUAAUGGUCCGACGGGCCAGCUGAUUGGGAACCAUGCUCCUUUCUCGAAAGAUGGAGCGUAUGUUGAGAUUCCUUGGUAA